ACCUGGCUUCGUUUCGUAGCGAGAUUUCUUGUUUUGUCGCGAACUUCUCAUCGCGCCUUCACCACCGCAAUUAUGAACAGUUUUAAAAAUCCCGCGUGAAUAACCGAAAUCGCAUUUUUACGGAUAAAUUCUCAGUGUUUCGCGGAUCAUUGUACGGGAAAAUAGUUCGACAAAAUUUAGACCGGUUUCGGUCUACGAUUGCCGUUCUCUCGGCUUCCUUCAUCGGUCACCAUUGCCGAGAUAAAUAAAGCAUCUAGGACUCAGCCCGGACCAUGGUUGCUACGUCGACGCCUUAUUUGGAUGCUAUUCAAACAAUUCCCGGCGACACCCCUGGUGAGAAGUUCAAAUGGAUAGCGAACUCCAUAAAGCAACAGCUAUCCGUGUCCAACAAUCUGGAAGAUGCAGUCGAGUUUGAGAAGAUCCCAAAACCUCUUGUACCUCUGGUACAAAUUCAAGCAGCCAUAAUGUUAAACAAGAAAGAUCCAAAGAAUCAGAGCACUUACGAGGCUAUAGCAGAAGCUCUAAAAUCGGAAGACGAAUUGAUCGUGAACAAAGCUUUGAAAGCCAGCAACUUCUUCAAUGGCACCAACGAGAAUAUCACUAAUAAUAAAUAUUUUUUCGAAAAUUUAUUUCCGUACGUUUCUUUGAGGACUAGGUCGCGGGUCAUCAAAACUUUGGCCUCGCACUUAGCACCCAAGCACUCUACCCUCGCUGAACAAUUCUUCUUAUCGGUAGACUCGUUUUACGGUAUAGAGCAAGCCUUACCUUUGCUAAUAGCAUGCAGUGAAUCUUUUGUAUAUAACACUAUCAUAGAGAAGAGGAUGGUACUAAGUCGAAAAAUGGUUAAACUGUUCUUCCGCAAGAAUCCAGACCUCGUCGUGCGCUAUCUUCGACUGAGCAACCCGAAAACCUACUCCUGUGCAAAAAAACUUCCUUCGGUGAAUAUCCAUGAUUAUUCUGAUUUUCUGGUGGCAUUGGUCAAAACACGACUAGACACGUUUGCAGAACUAUUCGAGAUGCACGAAGAAAAUCCACCGAGAAUGCUUCUGAGCAACAAGAGCGUCGAAGUGUUCCUGAAAGACGGCAAAGAAUACCUGGAGCGAAAAACCAAGUUGUACAUUGAGAUACUUCCUCUGAAGAGGAUCAGCAACAGCUACAUGGAGGUUAUAUUUCCAAAAGUACUGCCAGAUAAUAUCAAAGACUUCAACACUGAUAACAUGUUGAGGUAUUUGAAGUACUAUCGACAAGAUAAAAUGGCGGAACUUUUCUUGAGAUCUUAUCAGCAAGUAUAUGAUAAAAAUAUUUUUGAAGAUUCGGAGAACAUAACUAUUAAUUUAUUGGAAAUAUUGUCUCCCGAGGAUCGAGCGAGACAGGCGAAGAUCAAAUUGGAGUCUGAAACUGAAGCGUACAAGGAAAGCGGAAAUACAGUUACCUGGGAGUGUUUUUUAUGUAUCGAAGAAUCGUUACCAUUGUUCAGAGAAGAAAUUUGUAAAGCCUCAAGCAUGGACCAUAGAGCGCGUCUAGCUUGUAAAAUGAUGUAUUCUUGCAAGAUAAACAACAAUGAUUCAGCACUGUUAGAAGUCUUGACGUAUUUGAAGAGCAAGCACUGUAAUGAGCAACCUUAUUUCCUAUUCGAGGUGUUUAGGACUUUGUUGAAACUCUAUGAUCUUCCUCAAUUGGGCGAAGAUUAUUGGACGAUAUUAAUGGAUAUGAUAUUACGUGCUCAUGCGAGAAAGAACUUGUUGGCCUUGAAUAAUAUCGGCGUGAGUAUGAUAGAAGCUGCCAUUCACCAUAAAAUAAUUCAGAAUCAACCGUUUCGUGAGUUAAUUGAUAUACUGAUAGACAUAAAGAUUGGGAUGUGCGACCGCCACUGGAAUAUUCUUCAGAAGUAUUACAACUACGAGAGAAUGUGUCUGGAGGAUUGCCUAAACGUCGUUUCACAAAAAUAUAAUUUAGACCAGGCUCCCUGGAAGGACUACAGAGUUGAAAUCCUCUUCGGUCUCUGCUCUUCGAUUUAUUAUUUUAACCAGAUCCACGUGAACGAAGCUUCUCGUAUAGAACGCAUGACGGUUAAAAACUAUCCAUGGUUGCUGCAAGCGAUAGAAGAAAUUUUACCUAUGACCAGACAGUCUGACAUUUAUAUAGUUGCACAUCUUCAGGAUGUGCUCAUGAGAUACGAAAUGGAUGUGUACGAGCGUUUCUGGCCAAGAAACAAAAAGACAGUUGAAAUAAAAAUAAGCGAGGCUUUAAAAAUUCUAAAGAGAAACCCGCAAGAAAUUCUGGAUUAUUGGAAGCAAUAUCUGGAGGCUUGCAAGGAAAAUUGGAACAAACAACACAUGAAACACUUCGUCAAGGCUACACGUUGGUACAAGGAGAUUCCAAUUAAGUUCGCUAAACAGUGUUUGCAAGAUUUGACUAGAAACAGGGAUGAGGUCUGUUUAAAUAUCUUAAGUAUUCUCGUUUACGGAGAAACGUUCUCAAAGAUCAUAGAACCGAUGAUCCCAACGAACAAGACGGUAGAUAUUUAUGAAAACUAUUUGAGAAGUAGUUACGAUUUGACCCUACAAAUUGCAUUUGGCAUCAAGCUCGCAAAUCCACCGGUGCCUCUGACAAUGUUGAACAAAUUGUGCCAGGGGGACUACUUACCGCUGGCUCUAGCUGCUUUGACAAAUGUUUGUAGAAGAACGAAUAUAAUGGAUGUGGUAUCUUUUGCUAAAAUGUUAUCCAGUCAGAGAGUCUCCGUUCGGAAACACGGGAUAAGAUUGAUGCGUAUCGUGGCAUCCCAUGAUCAAUUACUCAACUUCUUUCAAGCGCAAUGGAGGAUCGAAGAGAAUCAGUCUAUCCGUGAAAUCAUGUCCUUAAUAAUCGUAAAAUUGUUCCAGAAAGAACCAGGACACUCUACGUGGAUAUUGUUCUCUCAUACAAUCUCUUUGCUCGCACUGCAAGAUGAAAAAGCCUGCCUCAAGAUAGUUUCAAUAAUCAGUUCGGUUCCCGACCAUUACGUGGUCGAUUUUAUUAAACAAACCUUAAACAUGAUCGACAAGCUUGAGAAGCUUGGUCUCCAUAAGGAUAAGGUUGCGGAGUAUACGAGUAUCAUGUUGAGCCACAUAGACGCACCUAUUUGCAAUCUUCUACCCGAAUAUUUCAUCAAAGACCUCAUUCAAAGAUAUCUCUUCCAUGAAAAUCAAGAUAUUUCCAGAAAUUUGAGCGAGCUUGUGGUUACAGCUCUGUUGCUCCCAGCGGAGGACAAAUUCGACGAUCGAUUGAAGAUCUUCUCCAGUUUUUUUAGGGAGGUCAUCGUGAAAAGUUGGAACGUCCCUCAUCCCGAAAAUCCCCAUUUUUUUCCGAUGAACAAUGCUCUUCGUAAGUUCAUAGAUGUCAUCACGCACGCGGUCUCGUAUUCGGAUAAGAAGUUACCGUUGAUCGAUGAAAUAUUGUCGGUGUUUAUGGACACUCUUAAUCCUCUGUUGGACCCCACAUCGUACUUGAUAUUAAUAUUUUCGAAGGAGCAACUUUCUUCGAAGUCGCCAGCGCAAUUCGGAUUCAAUGUGAGCCAAAAGUUGAGUGAUUUGGUCAAGAUAUUCUCGCCGCAUUUUGUAUUUUUCAUGGCUGAUAUUUUACGGAAUAUGCCGCUAUCGAAUUCGUUCAAGCAAUACGAUAAAAUCGACAUCGAUUUAGGGGUAAUCGAGGGAUUGUUGGACGUCACCACCAGCACAUCUGCGCUAGUAGCAGCGCAACUGAUGUACUCCAUUAAUACAAAGGAGCAGCAGGAGAGACGCGACAAGCUGAUAGUAAGAUUAAUGAAACAGGAACUUCCGGCGAUCAAGGCCAUAGCCUGUGAGAUUGUUAAUAAAAAUACUCUCACAGAUUAAUCGAGUUUUAAGAUGGAUUUAUCGAUUUCGGUUUGAAAAGGAUGGUCAAUGGUUCGGUAUUAAUCGUUGGUUGUCAGUUACUAAUCGUGUGUACAAUUGCUGUUAGUAUUUUACAUUUUAUUCGAUGAAGUAGAACGAAAGACGCACGAUGGACGAACGAUCGUGAUUUUAGCGAUAAAUGGUUAUUGGAUAGUUGAUCGAACGAUGGAUUUUUAUGCUUGUCGAUACGAGUGAGAGAACGAUGCCGCACAAUUUCAGAGAUUCGAUAGAUCGUUAGGCUGUGAAAGCUCGUGCAAAGCUCGCGAGAUUUAUUUGUCUGUCAGAUAUAAUUUUUAUAUCGGAAAUAUAGAAAUUUUAAACACGCGAACACGCUCAAAGACACUAUUUAAGAAAAUACUAUUGUGAUAUAAGUCUUGGAACGUUACGUGCAUUUGAUUAUGCAUUCGAUGCCAUAGUGCGCAUACGAGGCAUAUAAUAAAGUAUUGCACAAGUACGUGGCGUAUUCUUUCUUCUUUAUUGGAAUUCUACCAUAUCGUAGGAAUUUUAUCGUGUUAUAUAUUUUAAAAUUUACGGAUUUACAAGAUGUUAUAAAUAAGAAAAAUUCAAGACUCUGUAAUAAAUUUAUAUAAUUAACAAAUUUAG
This is a messenger RNA of Bombus pascuorum, 4514 nucleotides long. RefSeq lists its product as uncharacterized. Bases 273 to 3872 code for a protein of 1199 amino acids. Lineage: Eukaryota; Metazoa; Arthropoda; Insecta; Hymenoptera; Apidae. The transcript is spliced from 2 exons. The record is from RefSeq and is a predicted model, not a curated record.